Messenger RNA from Talaromyces rugulosus, 3225 nucleotides. RefSeq lists its product as uncharacterized. Bases 1 to 3225 code for a protein of 1074 amino acids. NCBI's taxonomy places the organism in Eukaryota, Fungi, Ascomycota, Eurotiomycetes, Eurotiales, Trichocomaceae. The transcript has 3 exons. The record is from RefSeq and is a predicted model, not a curated record.
AUGCAGGCGAGGUCUAGAUCUACUCGGGAUGGCUUCCGUGAGCACGGCAUAUCCGAGGCUGGGUGCUCUGUCAUCAACUACGUCGCUGGUGUCACAGAUGAUAUCAAAUUCAAUACAGCAAUUCUGAAGUACACCGCUUCUGAAGAUUCUCGUCAGCCACACGAUUUAGUGAUUACCAUCCGCGAAGACAGCGAUAGCACGACUUUAAUCACUUUCAGCGCUCAGGAGUAUCUGUAUCAUGCGCACGAUGUUGACCUCCUAAUCCAUUUAUAUGUCCGGCUACUACUUAUUUUAACCCAACAGUCAGAGCUGCUGUUGAAGAAUUAUAAAUGCCUUGCUCCGUUGAGACCAUAUGUUGAAGAGAAGAACCUCGAAGAAGGCGAUGGCUGGAAGGAGACGCUUACACAACGUAUCGCAAGAAUCGCCAUCUCUUAUGCAAGUUCAGUGGCUCUCAAAGAUCAAUUUGGAACGAGUCUCACGUAUGAGGAGAUGGAGAUGCGUGUGCGUUGCAUCUUAGGUAUUCUCCUUCGGGCUGGGGUCAAAUCUGGUCACUACGUAGUUGUGACGGCCGUUCCAUCUAUUGAUAGUGUGUGCUCAAUGCUGGCUAUUUGGCGUAUAGGAGCAAUUUACGUUCCACUGGACCUUGAACAUGGAGCUGAGCGGCUUGCGUUCAUGAUUCAGGACUGUCAACCCGCAACCCUCAUUUGCCGAACAAAGGCCGGGCUUGAGCAUCUGCUAGAUACUGAUGCUAUUCAAGUUUUGGAAAUGGACAUUUGUAUGUCCUCAUCUAUUGAAACACCAGUCAACGAAUCUACCAGUGGACGGGUUCCGGCUGUUCUACUAUACACUAGCGGCACAACAGGCGUUCCAAAAGGAGUCUUGCUGACCCAAGAUAACCUCCGAACUCAUUUCAAUGCCAUCGACGAAGUGUACCCUGUCAGUCAGCAGGUGGUACUACAGCAGAGCUCCCAUAAUUUCGACGGGUCUAUCUUUCAAAUUUUAGUGGCUUUGCUGCACGGAGGUACCCUAGUACUCACUACCAAUCGAGGGGAUCCUACGGAAUUGGCGGAGUUGAUGGUGAGAGAAAAUGUCACGUUGACGCUAGCUGUGCCCUCGGAGUACGCACUAUGGAUUGGUGAAGGGGCCCAGAUCCUGAGAAAAUGCAAUUCGUGGCGUUAUGCAUUUUGCGGCGGUGAGAAGAUGGUGCAUAGCACGCUUCAGGCAUUUGCUAGUCUUCAAUUAGACGAUCUAAGACUGAUCAAUGCAUAUGGACCUUGUGAGGCUUCCAUCGCUUGUACCCUUGGUGAGAUCGACUUGCGAACAGUCUCUACCGAGCUAAUCCCCAUUGGUCUACCGUUGCCAUCAUAUAGGAUUUCCAUCGUGGACAACCUAUGGAAUCCAGUCCCAACAGGAUGGCCAGGUGAAAUCUGCAUCAGUGGUAGGGCGGUGUCGUCUGGAUAUUUGAAUCGGGCAGACCAGACCAGCGCUCAGUUCCGCAAAGUAGAUGAUAUCCAGUCUUAUCGAACCGGAGAUUAUGGCAGGAUUCUGCCGGACGGAACGCUCGAGUAUCGAGGGCGAAUUCAGGGAGACACCCAGAUCAAGCUGCGUGGGAUGCGUCUGGAGCUGGAAGAAAUCUCUACUAUCAUAAUUCAAGCCUCCCAGGGGGCGCUAACAGACUGCGUCGUUAUUGCCAAGGGCCAUACUGACCAGUACCUAGCAGCAUUUGUUGUCGUCUCUGCCACUUUCUCAGCCAGUGACGUUGAUCAGUAUCUUGCCUUGCUUAUCAAGACUUUGCCUCUUCCUCCUUAUGCCAAGCCAGCCGUGGUGAAUGCCGUGAAUCGCAUCCCACUGACUAAGAGCGGUAAAAUUGAUCGAAGGGAACUCGGCCGACUUCCAAUCCAUCAGACAUUGACCUCAAACCCCCCUGCCGCCUUGGACAUAGUGGAGAAGAAACUGAAGGAUUUAUGGGAGGACUGUCUUCCAGUGACUGGCCUGCCGAUCACCAGAAAGUCCAAUUUCUUCGAGCUGGGGGGCAACUCAUUGCUGUUAUUGAAGCUUCGGGCCCGGGUCCAGAGAAUGACCCAAACGAAAAUUCUUAUUUCUGAUAUGUUCAACUCCCUGACGCUACGAGAAAUGGCUUUCAUGCUGGGCGCGACCACAAGCAGGCAACAGGUAGUCGAUUGGAAAGCUGAAACGGCAAUCCCUGCUCAUUUUGACCAGGUACAGUACAGUCAAUCACAUUCAGAACUGCAAGAAGUUAUUCUAACCGGGGCUACUGGAUUCUUCGGCACAUCCUUGCUGCGGGCGCUGAUUGAUAACCCAUCCGUAACCCGGAUCCAUUGCAUUUCUCUGCGCCCUAAUCAAGACGGAUCUCCGAGACAACUUGACGUACAAUCUUCCAAAAUCUGUCUCUAUGGAGGCGACCUUGCCCACCCGAAACUAGGCCUCCAAGAAGAUGAGGCAUUGCUACUGACCCGCACGGUGGAUUGCAUAAUUCACAAUGGUGCCGACGUAUCAUUCUUAAAGCCAUAUACUAGUCUCCGGGCUCCGAAUGUUCUGGCUACAAGGUAUCUCACCGAGCUAUCCUUACCGCGCCGCAUCCCCUUUCACUAUAUUUCUACGGCGAGUGUGACUACACUCUCUGGACAGGAAACGUUCCCGGAGAUAUCUGUUUCGCCAUUUGCGCCGCCAGCUGAUACAUUGCCUAGUCAUAUCACGGGCUACACAGCAAGCAAGUGGGCUAGCGAGGUUUUCCUCGAGAAAGUCAGUGUUAGGUACGGUAUACCGGUCUAUAUCUACCGUCCAACUAGUAUCAUAUGCCCGGGGAUGCUAGCGAACAAUGUCGUCGGUGCCGUCUUCGAGACAAGUAGGCGCAUGAAGGUAGUUCCGUCAACUGGUGGUUGGACAGGAUAUAUGGACCUAAUCAGCGUAGAACAGGCAACUAAGCGGGUAAUGAAUUGGGUAGUUGCCCACAAAGUGCAGACACAUGGGACGGGGGUUAGGUUCGUGCAUGUUUGUGGCGAAACUCGGUUCAAGGUCUGUGAACUAAAGAAGUACAUGGAGCAGUGUGAGAAGCAGGGUGUUCUCUAUCAGCAGCUUAAAUGGGCUGACUGGCUGGAAAGAGCCAGUUCGUAUGGUAUCAAUGAAGGCAUUAAGGCGUACUUGGAGGGGUUUCUAGAAAGUGGUGAGAUAGGACGAUUGCCGUUCUUGGAUAGUUCGCCUUGA